AUGGCCGGAAUCUUGCUGGAGGUGCAACGCUUGAAGGAGAGGUGUCGCAUUGUGCUUGCUUCGAGCAGCCCCCGGCGGCAUGAGAUUCUUAGCCUUCUGGGCGUUCCCUUCGAAGUGGUCACGCCGAAGUUUGCGGAGGAUCUGGACAAGUCCAAAUACACUCCUCCAGAGUAUGUCAUGGCCAAUGCUCGCAUCAAAUGCGCUGAGGUGGUGAUGAAGCUGGCUCAUCCCAGAUAUCCACAGCCCGAAUACGAUGACAAAGUCCUCAUCGUGAUAGGUGCUGACACCGUGGUGGUUCGUGGUGAUACGAUCCUUGAGAAGCCCGAGGAUGCAGCGCAUGCCUUGGCGAUGUUGAAGCAGUUGCAGGGACGGGAGCAUCAGGUGAUCACUGGCAUGGCGGUCUCGGUCGGUGGCUCCGAGGAACCUGUGGCCAUUUUCGAAGAAACCUCUGUCUCCUUUGCGCAGCUCACAGAUGAGGAGUUGAAAGGCUACAUCGAAACGGGUGAGCCUUUCGACAAGGCAGGUGCCUAUGGUAUUCAGGCCCUCGGCAGCCUUCUCGUCACUGGGAUUCGAGGCAACUACCAGAAUGUGGUGGGCUUGCCGCUGGCGCCGUUGUCAAGGCUGAUUGCGGCCGAAUUGGCACGUCAUUUGAAGGGUGCAGCCCAAGAGCAGAUGAGUUCGCCUUCCGAGCCACGCUUGGGAAGCCUGGAAGCUACGCUGAACCAGCUUCGCCAGGAGGUGGCGAUGAGGGACCAGGAGAUCAACAUGCUGGUGGGCUCUUUGAGCAAACGAGGGAACAACGCCAAGGAGGCUGCCCGUGCUGGUCCUGUCUUCAUCCCGGGAGCUCCAAGUGGAUCCAAUCCACCCGAGGUGGCGACCUCUCGUGGCCCUGAAGCUUUGAGCAGUCCAGGAGAAGACUCCGCUGCAGUAGGUGACCCAACAGCCUUGCUCUUGGACAGGAACAAGGCCUUCGACGCGUUUCGGAGGUCCGUGCGGCGCAGCGAGACGCUGGACGAUGGUCGAGAAGCCAUGAAGCAGCUGGUGGUCGAAGCCAAAGAAGUUGGAGAGCUUGCAAACGCUGCCAGGGCGUCAGUGCAAGUGAUUCAGAAGAAGAUCGAGAAGGCUCGCCUGGGCCGCGUCCUGGGCACUGGUCCUCACGAUCCCACCUCCAAGGAGAAUGCCGUGCCGCCGGACACUCCCGAAAUUGCCACCCUGAACCAUACCAUGGAGGUGAAGAUCUCCACGUACAAGAAAAGCAUGGAACGCUUGAAAUGGGUCAAGGCCGAGAUUGAGAAGUACCGAUCUGCAGCGGAGGAAAACAAGGAGCGUUUGCAGCGGGACUUUGAGGCGUGGUACCUCUCCUUGCAGGCCCAUCAAGCCAGUGUGGCAGGUGCUGAGGCGGUGAGGCCAGCGUCGGCCCAAAGCCCAGCGGCGGUGGUGGAAUCCAGCCCCAGGAGCAACUCUGCCCAGGAGUCGAGGAAAGCUCCAGGUGCGCAUGAAGGUGUUUUGGCCGCCUCCGGCGUGCCACAAGAACCACCGGCAACCUCACUCACAGGCCAUCAGCAAACGGAUGACGACAUCCGAGCCUACUUUGCUGCCGUGGCCAAUCUGGAGUCCCGUUGA
Messenger RNA from Durusdinium trenchii, 1623 nucleotides. The record is from the annotation of a GenBank genome assembly. NCBI's taxonomy places the organism in Eukaryota, Dinophyceae, Suessiales, Symbiodiniaceae.